UCCCCCCUCGCUGGCUCAGCUCGCUGCUGUAGUGCCGUGGGCUACUGUCGCCAUGCGCCUUCCCCCUCCCCCCUCCUUCCGCCUCCCACCACGAUCCAACCACUCUGUUUCUGCUGUGCUUCAUUUUCAAGUUUCUCAACGCUCGCUCGCUCUUCACUGCUUCUGCUCUAUUGCCACCUUGACGUUCUUGCUGCUCCCAUUCAUUGCAAUUCUUGUUGCAUGCCUCCUUCUCCCUCCGUCCCUCCAACCUUUCCCGCCUGUGGCAGCAGAAGCAGCAGCAGCAGCAACUGGGAGCCAAGCGCAGUGGGCACAGCAGAGGGAACUUUCACUGCAGGGAGGCAGCGCUUUUACCAGGGAGAGUAUGGGGCUGGCUGUUGCCUGUCAAGGUUACUCAGCCUGUGGUUCCAAGCGGCCUCUGGUGUCAAGGAGCAGUGGCAGGCAAGCAAGGCGCACCAACCAAGCACGUGUGGCACCGGGGCUGGUCGUGGCCUCGCAAGAGAGCUUGUGACUCAGCAGGGGGGACUGUCACUACAGGGAGGCAGGCUGCAGCAGUUAGCAGCCGCUAUUACCAGGGAUAGCUAUCAAGCCUAUGUCUUUAGAUUCUCUCGUACCUGUUUCUUGGCCUGCACUCACUCGCCUCUGCCAUUCCCUCCGCUCUGCCCCAUUCCCUCCGCUCUGCCCCAUUCCCUCCGCUCUGCCCCAUUCCCUCCGCCCUGCCCCAUUCCCCUCUGGACACUCAUGAUGCAGCAGAGGAAGCUGAGUGGCACGCUGGCAACACCAGUUGCUGCAGCAGAAGCGCAGCGUUCGAGUGCAGAGCCCCAGUGCGGGAGGGGAGGGAGGGUAUACGGGGCAGCAUCCAAAUGGUGA
This is a messenger RNA of Closterium sp. Naga37s-1, 867 nucleotides long. Lineage: Eukaryota; Viridiplantae; Streptophyta; Zygnematophyceae; Desmidiales; Closteriaceae. The record is from the annotation of a GenBank genome assembly.